UCUCGGUUACUUCUGCCGGCUCGAGUCUUGGUCUGGGCUACCGAUCAGCUGGUCACGCCAUUUUCUCUUGUCCGGCUAUUGCAUCAUUUGUAUCGUCCCUUCAAAACAUCGCCAACAUGCAGGGCCUUUCCCUUUCCAGCUUGAAGAAACACCCCUCCCUCAUCCCCCUGUAUGUGUGCUUGGGUGCUGGCGUUGCCAUGUCAUUCUUUUAUACAGUGCGGUUGGCCACCAGGAACCCCGAUGUCACCUGGAGGCACGUAGCUAACCCUGAGCCACAGAAGGAGUGGUCAGACAAGCAGUAUAAGUUCUAUUCCCCUGUCCGUGACUACAGCACCUACAGGGCCCCUGUCCCCAAGUUUGAAGAGUAAGGUGCUGGUGGACCUAAGUGCUUCUCCUCUUUUAAAUUAUCUGAAGAAAGGUGUAGGUUUUAGUGUGGGUGAAAUAUCAUGUUUUAUAUGUUGUACCUGGAGAUAUUUUUUUUUUUUUUCCUGGCUAAGGGAAGAGGGAUGCAGAGUUUGAAGUACUUCUUACUGCAAUGUGAACCAACAAUAAUACCUUGUUUGCUGUAAUGUGAACUGACAAUAAUAUCUUGUUUGCUGCAAUGUGAGCUGACAAUAAUUAGUUAGUAGUGAAUGUGCCAACAUGUUUGGCUACACCUUUUGUUCAUCACUCGCUUGUACAGAAUACUGAAGUGUAAGGGAGGAACAACACCUGCCUCCCCUCUGACACUUUAGCAUUCCUCAUGUACAGUUAAGUUGUAUAAAAUAUGUGGAUAAAAUGUAAAGACUAAAUG
Messenger RNA from Portunus trituberculatus (swimming crab), 793 nucleotides. It is a transcript of the gene ND-MLRQ, whose product is annotated as cytochrome c oxidase subunit NDUFA4-like. The coding region runs from base 117 to 368 and encodes 83 amino acids. The record is from RefSeq and is a predicted model, not a curated record. The transcript has 3 exons. Lineage: Eukaryota; Metazoa; Arthropoda; Malacostraca; Decapoda; Portunidae.